CUGAAGUUGCAUCCUCUUCUGCUGAUCGUGUUUAAUCUGCACUUCCUGUAGAAUCCCACUCCUGAUUUCAGUUUGAAAGGCAACGGCUUGCUUAGGAUUAUUUAUUUAUUUUUUUAAUAAAGCAUAAAGUGAUGGAUGUGUGGGUUUAGCAUGCAUUACAGUACUAAUAAUCAAGUUGUAAGAGUUGGGUGAAGAGCAGAAACUCUCACUGCAGCAGACAGAUGGCACUGAAGAAGAAUUCUGCCAAACUUAGAGAGAAGGAGGAGGAAAAGAUGACAUGAUUAAUAAACUGAAUGCGUACUUAAGCCCAGGCCACACUGCAAGAUUUAUAUCGUCUGAACCGAUGUUGAUAUGAUGAUGACAGAUUUCACAGAUUGUUCUCAUGGAUCAUCCUUCAGUUGUCAGACUCCUCCUACACGACAAGAAUAAACACACCACACACUUUCAGAUUAGGAGUCCUGACAAAUCGGGGGCGGUGGUGGCUCAAGUGGUUAAGGCUCUGGGUUGUUGACUGGAAGAUCGGGGGUUCAAGCUCCAGCACCGCCAACUUGCCACCGUUAGGCCCUUGAGCAAGGCCCUUAACCCUCUCUCCUCCAGGGGUGCUGUAUCAUGGCUGACCCUGCGCUCUGACCACAACCUUCAAGGAUGGGAUAUGCAAAGAUAUACAUUACAGCACAGUGAAAUUCUGUGUGACAAAUAAAGGCCAUUUCUAAAUCAGGCCAAAUCUGUAAACCUGCAAUGUUGGAGACUUUCUCGAGAACAAAUAUCUUCUGAUAAAAUAUCGGACGAAUUUGCACUGUGAAUUACAAACAUUUUAAGGAUUUCUUUUCUCGUUAACCCCACCACGCCCACUGGACACAAAGCCCCGCCCCUUGGAAUCACUGGUGGCUGGCAGAUUUCAUACAAGAUACAAACCCUAGUUAGUUAAAAACCCUGAAACACCAAAUAAUUUCUUCACUCUGUCGUUUCGUUACGUUUGUUUUCUAAAACAAAAAGCAACACACAAGUCAAAUCAACGUAUUAUUCUAUGUGAAUGAAGAAACGGGUUCGAUAUUCCCAGCCUGUGCUACAUAUUCCAGCACUCAAAAGUCUUGUAAAAAUAUUUCUAAUAUGCGUGUUAUGGCCCUUUAUCACCGUCCUUAAAAAGAAUUACUGACCUAGUAUACAAAUUCUCCAAAAUGCACAUUGAUAUUAAAUAUUGCUCACAUAUCGUACGUAGCAGAGUUUCUUCUGUGUAUAGUUUUAAUGAGAUUUUUGGAAUUUAUUAUAAAUGAAAUAAGUACAAAUGUCAGGGAAUGUCAAAACAUCUCCGGGAUCCAAAAAAACUACCCCAAACUCCUGCGAAUUAAUGAUCCGUUUACUUGAACAGGAGUAAAGUAGCUAGAUAACUUUAUCACAUUUACGGUCAGUCAGUUUGUCCGCAGCGUCCUGGUUUUCCGCACGAAUAUAGUGGCUAUGUGUUUUAAAGCUUUUUGUUUUUUCAAAAGCGUGUAAUCAUGAUGGGAUGUCUAUAGCAUGACUGAUGGGAGAGAUGUAAAUAAAAUCCAGGAGAGUUGAACAUGUCGAGGUUGUCGGUAACAGGCAGCAGCCCGAGUCUGAGCAGUGGCUCUGCUGGAGGAGAACUUCCUCAAAGUGCAGACGGUCCGGCCAGCAGGGUGGUCAGCUGGGCCGUGUGCUUCGAACGCCUGUUGGAGGACCCGGUCGGAGUGCGAUAUUUUACCGCGUUUCUCAAAUCAGAGGUGAGUGCUGAGAACAUCCUCUUCUGGCAGGCCUGUGAGAAGUUCCAGAAGAUUCCACCUACUAAUCUGAAUGAGCUGAAGAAGCAAGCUCGCUCAAUCUACGACCUGUAUCUAUCUGAGAGCUCCUUCAGCGCCGUGAACAUAGACGACACGGCACGCAUUAACGAAAGUGACCUGGACAAACCAACACCAGAAAUGUUUAGCAAAGCCCAGCAACAGAUCUAUAAGCUGAUGAAGUUUGAUAGUUAUGCACGAUUCGUGCGCUCUACACUCUAUCAGAACUGCAUGCUGGCCAGUGUGGAAGGACGACCGCUGCCUGACCUCGAGCCUCAAAAUAAGGCCAUCACUCCAACCAGUGACAGGAAGAACACAAGCGUGAAAACGCCAUCGUCUGACAGCAAAUCCAACAAAAGGAAGAAGCUUGAGAAGAGAGGUUCAUGGGGAGACAUGUCUUACCGGCAGGUCACAGUGUCGAGGCAGGAGUCUCAGAUCUCUGUGAAAUCCAGCAGCAGUGUGGAGUUGGGGUCACUAUCUAACAGAUUAGAGGACGGCUGCUCGAGUCCUGAAGGUUCAGAUCCGAACCCGCCUGCUCGAGUGGAUAAAUACUGCUGUGUGUUUUUGCCUGACGGCACAGCCAGCCUGGCGCCGGCUCGAGCCGGUCUGACUCUGCGAGACAUGCUGAGUGGCCUGUGUGAGAAAAGAGGCUUCCCCAUGAAAGACAUCGUGAUCUACCUCCAGGGCAAGGAUAAGAAUUUGUGCCUGAGGCAACAGCCUCUCUCGUUGGACCAGGACAGUUCUGUCCUGCAGGAUCAGCAGGUCUCCCUGGAACUCAGAAUAGCAUUUACGUUGGAGAUAGUGUUCACAGAAAAGACGAUAGGCAUCAUGGCCAAAUCGAGUAAGACUCUGGGAGACGCUGUUUACUCCGUCCUGCAGAAGCACCAGCUCCAACCACAGGAUGCUGUCAUUACCCUGAGUGGAUCAAAAGAACCCUUGAACAUGGACACCACCGUAUUGCGCCUGGCUAACAAGACACUCUGUCUGGAUAGAGUCAAAAGUUCAGGCGGUGGCGAAGUCAAGGGAAAUCCAGCUGUAGACCGAAGCCGAACAGGCACCAAGCCCAAAAACGAGAUGGACGGUCUGGUGGAGAUGCUGACCCGCGUGCAGUGCAGCCGAGCCGACGACCAGCGUGGUUUAUUAACCAAAGAACAACUGGAGCUGCCCUCAUUCUUACAGAUUCCCGCAGAGCAAAGUGGAGGAGGAGAGGGAAAGAGUGAACAGCGGGACCCUGAGAGCUGCUCGAGCAAGCACAAGAAAGCUGCGACUGAGAAGCCCUGCGUUAACGGAAAUCAUAAAGACUCUAAUGGAGAGAAGAAGAAAAGAGAACAGAGUGUGCGUGCAAGCUCUGCCGAUGGGACGACACUUUGAGUGUGUGUGGGUGGGUGUGUACAUUGUAUGUGUGGACCAGGCUUUAUAUCUAUCAUAUCCCCCCCCCAAACAAGUUAUUCAGUAUGGAUGCUGUAUUAACAAUAGAAAAACAAAAAGCAGCAAAGAGAACUAAGUGCAGAGACAUGUGGAUAUCAGUAUUGUGUAUUUAUUUUUUGUCCUUUAGUUGGUUUAGCAUUAUGAACAAGCAUGCUCGUAAAAUAUUUAUUUAGUGUCAUGCACUUCGAUGCACUUGCACAUGCUUUAUAUGAAAUUUUUAUUCACAUGAAUUUUUCACUGGAAUGAAUUUGUCCUGAAAGAAAAGGAAUGCACUCUUUGUAAUAGUAAGAUUUGUGCUGAAUGUGUCUAUUUUGUUCUCUGCACUGUUUACUUUGCUCUUUAGAUCUAAUUCAGCCUGAUGCUGGAAGAUGAGCUGUGAAUGAUCUCCAUGUUUAAUUAAUUCAUAAGCUACACUCACUCUUACUCGGAGGUCUUGAUUAAAAGGGGGAGUACCUGUUUAAAGAAAAUUAUAUCUGAACAAAGGCGGGGAAAUGUCUGUGUUUAAAAGCUCAAGUAAAAAGUAAACAGUUUAAACUGAA
This is a messenger RNA of Hemibagrus wyckioides, 3760 nucleotides long. It is a transcript of the gene rgs14a, whose product is annotated as regulator of G protein signaling 14a. The record is from RefSeq and is a predicted model, not a curated record. Gene Ontology annotation, molecular function: GTPase activator activity. Gene Ontology annotation, biological process: signal transduction. The transcript is spliced from 13 exons. Lineage: Eukaryota; Metazoa; Chordata; Actinopteri; Siluriformes; Bagridae. The coding region runs from base 1560 to 3164 and encodes 534 amino acids.